Molecule: messenger RNA, 1717 nt
Organism: Lotus japonicus
Lineage: Eukaryota; Viridiplantae; Streptophyta; Magnoliopsida; Fabales; Fabaceae
Product: RNA-binding KH domain-containing protein PEPPER-like
Exons: 6
Coding region: 62-1339 (425 amino acids)
Biological process (GO): regulation of gene expression
Cellular component (GO): nucleus; cytoplasm
Molecular function (GO): mRNA binding
Source: RefSeq, a predicted model, not a curated record
UGUAGAAAGUGUGACGCAAUCCCCCAAUUAAACCCUUUCCUUCCUUCCAUUUCAUUCUCCGAUGGCCACACCGGACCCAAUCCUCAACGGCACCACCUCACAACCACUCACCGAGCCACCCCCCGCCGCCGAACCUGAAUCCGCCGACAAAAGAUGGCCGGGCUGGCCCGGCCACUGCGUGUACCGGAUAAUCGUGCCGGUCCUCAAGGUCGGCAGCAUCAUCGGCCGCAAAGGCGAACUCAUCAAGAAGACUUGCGAAGAGACUCGAGCUCGCAUUCGCGUUCUCGAUGCUCCCCUUGGUACUCCUGAUCGAAUCGUACUUGUAUCAGGGAAAGAAGAGCCAGAGGCACCUCUUUCUCCUGCAAUGGACGCGGUGAUAAGGAUAUUUAAACGCGUCUCGGGAUUGGCUGAAAUUGAAGCAGCUCCUGGGGCUACAUUUUGUUCCGUCCGUUUAUUGGUGGCGUCGACUCAGGCUAUCAAUUUGAUUGGAAAGCAGGGCUCUUUGAUUAAAUCCAUACAGGAGAGUACCGGUGCUGCUGUUAGAGUAUUGACUGGAGAUGAGCUUCCAUCCUAUGCUGCUGCUGAUGAGAGGAUUGUGGAAGUGCAGGGGGAACCCUUGAAGGUCCUUAAAGCUCUGGAAGCAGUAGUUGGACACUUGAGGAAGUUUUUGGUUGAUCAUACUGUUCUUCCCCUAUUUGAGAAACCUGGCAAUGCUACAAUCUCCCAAGACCGCCAGACAGAUGCCUGGGCUGACAAACCAUCACUGCAUAGUGCUUCACAAACUAGCAUUGUUGCUGAUAUUCCUCUUUCAAAUAAAAGGGAUUCUUUCUAUGCUGACCGUGAAAGUCAAUUGGAGUCAUUUAUCUCUUCCUCGUCAAUGUCAUUAUAUGGGCAAGACUCAUCACUUUCUGGUCUGCGUUCUUCAGCUCUUAGUCGUGCCACCCCUCCUAUUGUUACAACGGUAAUACAAACAAUGCAAAUACCACUGUCCUAUGCAGAGGACAUAAUUGGUAUGCAAGGGUCAAAUAUUGAUUACAUUCGCCGUACUAGUGGAGCCAUAUUGACUGUGCAAGAGAGCCGGGUGCCUGAUGAAAUCAUUGUGGAAAUAAAAGGCACCUCAUCACAGGUUCAAAUAGCACAACAAUUGAUUCAGGAUGCUAUAACCCAUCACCAGGAACCUGUCGCUAGUAGUUACAGCAGGUUAGAUGCAGGUCUGAGAUCUUCUUACUCUCAAUUGGGAAGUUCAUCGUAUCCGUCGUCUUCAUUGCCCUCGCAACCCUACAAUGGGUAUGGAUCUUCUGGUCUAGGAGGAGGCUAUAGUAGUACUUUCAGACUAUAAAUUGGUCUCCCUAUGUUCACCAGGAUUUCAUAGAGCUAAAGUGUUAUAAUUGGGCCUGAUCGGAGAGAAUUGAUGUAUUAAGCCACCAAAAAUACGUUCUUUUAUCUGAUGUAAUGGGGCAAUUUUCACUGUGGCUAAGAGUUGAGUAGUGCAAUAGAAAAUGUAAUGAAAUAUUAAGUUAUUAACCAUUUUCAUGAUAUUCAGUUUCCUUGUGUAUAAGUGCAUUGACAUGAAAGCUUAGCUUCUAUAGGGUUUUGAAGCUAUAUUAUGUAUCUGUUAUUUUAGGGUUUGCUCUGCUUAUUUUCUUACCUUGUCACUGUUGUAAUAUAUUUGCUUAAAGCUGCCCUAAUGUUAAUGUGAGGAAAAUUUUCAAUGCUA